AGCAUUCGAGUUGCUAAGCUAGAGCAUAUAGCGAGCAAGCAGUAUCGAGCAAGCAGUAUGCAAGCAGCGUGCGAGAAGCGUUCAGAAGAGAUUCAAAGCAUUCGAGUUGCUAAGCUAGAGCAAAUAGCAAGCAAGCAGUAUGCAAGUAGCGUGCAAGAAGCGUUUAGAAGAGAUUCAGAGUAUUCGAGUUGCUAA
Molecule: messenger RNA, 195 nt
Organism: Cryphonectria parasitica EP155
Lineage: Eukaryota; Fungi; Ascomycota; Sordariomycetes; Diaporthales; Cryphonectriaceae
Exons: 1
Source: RefSeq, a predicted model, not a curated record